CGCUUUGGGCGGGUUGGAGUAUCAGCUGACUCUGCUUCUCCUUUCCGAAGCUCCGCUAACGCUGCUGCUGCUCUUGCAGCUCGGUUUUCAUUCCUCAGCAGAGCGGGGAGGCGAAGCGAGGCGCCUGGGAAGAUAUCUUUCGGCUGUCUCCCUAUAUAUUUUAAAACUAGUGCCUGAGCUCCAGCGUCCUUAGCUGCUGCUUUUGCCCGCGAUGCUGCCGCAUUUAGCUUUCCUGCUGCUGGGAGCCUCUUGGACAGCGGGAGCUUUGGAGGUGCCUACUGAUGGAAAUGCUGGCUUGUUGGCAGAACCUCAAGUAGCCAUGUUUUGUGGCAAAUCGAAUAUGCAUAUGAAUGUUCAAAAUGGAAAAUGGGAAUCUGAUCCUUCUGGAACUAAGAGCUGCAUUGCGACAAAAGAAGGGAUUUUACAAUAUUGCCAGCAAGUCUAUCCUGAACUGCAAAUCACAAAUGUUGUUGAAGCUAAUCAACCAGUAACAAUCCAGAACUGGUGCAAGCAGGGAAGGAAGCAGUGUAGGAGUCAUCCAUAUAUUGUUGUUCCAUAUAGGUGCUUGGUUGGAGAAUUUGUGAGUGAUGCCCUUUUAGUGCCAGAUAAGUGCAAGUUCCUUCACCAGGAAAGGAUGGAUAUUUGUGAAACUCACCUGCAUUGGCACACAGUUGCUAAAGAGUCCUGCAGUGAAAAGGGAAUGAAUCUGCACGACUAUGGCAUGCUCUUGCCCUGUGGAAUUGACAAAUUCCGUGGUGUGGAAUUUGUUUGCUGCCUAGUAGCAGAUGAGAGUGACAAUAUUGAUUCAGCUGAGGCAGAGGAAGAUGAUUCUGAUGUUUGGUGGGGCGGUGCAGAUGCAGACUAUGCAGAUGGCAGUUAUGACAAAGUAACAGAAGAGCAGCUAGCAGAAGGGGAUACUACAGAUGUAGAAGAUGAAAAUGAUGAUGAUGAUGAUGAUGAUGAUGAAGAUGGUGAUGAGGCUGAAGAAGUUACAGAAGAUCAGUACCAGGAAGCCACUGAAAGAACAACAAGCAUUGCUACUACCACUACCACUACUGAGUCUGUGGAAGAGGUUGUUCGAGAAGUGUGCUCUGAACAAGCUGAGACUGGUCCUUGCCGAGCAAUGAUCUCCCGCUGGUACUUUGAUGUGACUGAAGGAAAAUGUGCCCCAUUCUUUUACGGCGGAUGUGGUGGAAACCGAAACAACUUUGACACUGAGGAAUACUGCAUGGCAGUCUGUGGCAGCGUCAUACCUACCACAGCUGCCAGCACUCCGGAUGCUGUUGACAAGUACCUGGAAACACCUGGUGAUGAGAAUGAACAUUCCCAUUUCCAAAAAGCAAAAGAGAGACUAGAAGCGAAGCAUCGUGAAAGAAUGUCUCAGGUCAUGAGGGAAUGGGAAGAGGCAGAACAUCAAGCAAAAAAUUUGCCGAAAGCUGAUAAAAAGGCUGUGAUUCAGCAUUUCCAAGAGAAGGUGGAAUCCUUGGAACAAGAAGCUGCAAAUGAGAGACAGCAGCUAGUAGAGACUCACAUGGCCCGAGUUGAAGCCAUGCUCAAUGACCGUCGCCGUGUUGCUUUGGAAAACUAUAUUACAGCUCUACAAGCUGUGCCCCCUAAACCUCGACAUGUAUUUAAUAUGCUGAAGAAGUAUGUGCGUGCAGAGCAGAAAGACAGACAGCAUACACUGAAACAUUUUGAACAUGUGCGUAUGGUGGACCCUAAGAAAGCAGCACAGAUCAGAUCUCAGGUUAUGACACAUCUACGUGUGACAUAUGAACGUAUGAACCAGUCUCUUUCUCUUCUUUACAAUGUGCCGGCAGUUGCUGAAGAGAUUCAGGAUGAAGUUGAUGAAUUACUUCAGAAAGAGCAAAACUACUCUGAUGAUGUCUUGGCUAAUAUGAUAAGUGAACCCAGGAUCAGCUAUGGAAAUGAUGCCCUCAUGCCUUCAUUGACAGAGACUAAAACAGUUGAACAUCUCCCAGUAGAUGGAGAAUUCAGCCUAGACGAUCUUCAGCCUUGGCAUCCCUUUGCAGUUGAUUCAGUCCCAGCAAAUACUGAAAAUGAAGGCUCUGGAUUAACCAAUGUUAAGACAGAAGAAACCUCAGAAUUAAAGAUGGAUGCAGAAUACAGACAUGAUUCAGGAUUUGAAGUACAUCAUCAGAAACUGGUAUUCUUUGCUGAAGAUGUAGGUUCAAAUAAAGGUGCCAUCAUUGGACUAAUGGUAGGGGGUGUCGUCAUUGCCACAGUCAUUGUUAUCACUUUAGUGAUGCUAAAGAAGAAACAGUAUACAUCCAUCCAUCAUGGUGUAGUGGAGGUGGAUGCUGCAGUGACACCAGAGGAACGUCACCUUUCUAAGAUGCAACAAAACGGCUACGAAAAUCCAACCUACAAGUUCUUUGAGCAAAUGCAGAACUAGAACACCAUAGCAACCUCAUGAAUUGGACAGCAAAGUGAUUGCUUCACUGCCCAUCGAUGUUCAGCUGAAAGUAAUAUGGAAAUAAGCAAACAAAACAAUGUUUUAUUAUUUACUCAUUAUCGCCUUUUGACAGCUGUGCUGUAACACAAGUAGAUGCCUGAACUUGAAUUAUAAAAUCAGUAAUGUACUCUCUUUCUUGACAUUUCAGUCUUUACACUACAUUAAUGAAUGUUUUUGUGUACUGUAAAGUUAGCUGUACUUAACUAGUGCAUGAAUAGAUUAUUUCUUGAUUAUUUAUCAUACAGCUCCUUUAGCCAGUUGUAUAUUAUUCUUGUGAUUUGUGAUGAACAAAAAAAAAGUCCUAAUUGAAAUAUACUUUAAGAAUUGAUGGGGGAUGCUUUUUGUGUAUGUGGGAUUGAGCUGCUUCUCUUCGCCAAGUUUUCCUUUUUCUGCUUACUAUGCAUUUUAAAGACAAAAUGUUUUGGAAUUUUUUUUAGAAAGUAUUCCAGAUGAGUUAUUUUCCUCUGCAGUUGCAUUUUAUUGUACAGAUUGUUGCUUCUGCUGCACUAGUGAUGUAGAAAAUCAUGGGAAUACACAUUUGUUUCUUUGUGCCUGUUUUAUGUGCACACCUUUAGGCAUUGAGGGAGUAAAGUUUUUUUGCCAUGUAUCUUUUCAUCUAAAAAAGAAAGAAGGAAGGAAAAGAAAAAAUAUCACUCCUGUUAAUCAUGAGCACUUUUAUACCAGGGCAGGGUGAAGGGGAAGGAUGGGAGAAAUGCCUGCUGGUUCAAAAAAACUAUAGGGAACCUACAAAUGUUUCUGCAGGAUAAUAUACAGAAUUGUUGCUUAUGAAUUGAUAGCUUUCUAUACUGUGUUACAUAAAUAAAUUAAAAAUAAGACUAUUGGGCAAGAGUUUUACUUGGAGAAAUUACCUUUUGGGAGGAAUAAUUUUAAUAAUGACCAUCAAGUGGGAGGGUUGGGGGGGGGUUAGGUUUUUUUCCGUCUGCAAAAAGACAUGAUUCAUAGAAUUUCUUCUUUAAAUACAAUAGAUAAAACUAGCAGUGGGUGAGAGGGUGUUUGCCUUGGCAUGCCUUCCCUCUAAAAUGUCUUUUUUCAGUUUGUAUAAUAGUGUUUUAAUGUAAAUAAAUACAUUCCUGGAGGAGU
This is a messenger RNA of Ahaetulla prasina, 3577 nucleotides long. It is a transcript of the gene APP, whose product is annotated as amyloid beta precursor protein. Bases 212 to 2416 code for a protein of 734 amino acids. Gene Ontology annotation, molecular function: serine-type endopeptidase inhibitor activity; signaling receptor binding; heparin binding. The record is from RefSeq and is a predicted model, not a curated record. The transcript has 16 exons. Gene Ontology annotation, biological process: axonogenesis; central nervous system development. Gene Ontology annotation, cellular component: early endosome; Golgi apparatus; membrane raft. Lineage: Eukaryota; Metazoa; Chordata; Lepidosauria; Squamata; Colubridae.